CUCUUAGUGUAAGGCAGAUGUCCCUUUAAGGUUUGCUUUGCUGCUGCCCGUGGACUUUAGCCUAAACACCAUCCCGCGAAGUUGGCUUUAUUUGUCCAUGUCUCGGAUAGAGCCUGGGAGGCUGCCAGUGAGAUUUCAGAGAACCAGCGCGCUAAGGGGCGGGAGAUGUGGCAAUCGGUCUGGGAUGUGAAAAGCGUGGAGCGGACUUAGAGGCAUUCGACCAAAACACAGGAAAUCGCUCCUCGGCGACUCUUCGGCGCUGCAGCCGCUGGGGCCACCACUGGACACCCGCAGAGACCGCCCAAGUGACCCAGAGUGCAAGGCACCAGCGACCGGUCCUGCCAGCUCCUGCCAGCUCCUGCCCUGGAACCAGCACGUCAAGGGUACUGCGGCGACUCCAGCCAUGGUCCCCAGGCGCCCUGCCAGCCUAGAGGUCACUGUAGCCUGCUGCUGGCUCCUCACCGUUAUUCUAGGCUUCUGCACUUCCUUCAACGUUGAUGUGAAAAACUCAAUGAGUUUCAGUGGCCCAGUGGAGGACAUGUUUGGAUACACCGUUCAACAAUACGAAAAUGAAGAAGGAAAAUGGGUUCUUAUUGGUUCUCCUCUAGUUGGUCAACCCAAAGCAAGAACCGGAGAUGUCUAUAAGUGCCCAGUUGGGAGAGAAAGAUCAAUGCCUUGUGUGAAGUUGGAUUUACCAGUGAACACGUCAAUCCCCAACGUCACGGAAAUAAAAGAAAAUAUGACAUUCGGAUCAACUUUAGUCACCAACCCAAACGGAGGAUUUCUGGCAUGUGGACCUUUGUACGCCUACAGAUGUGGACAUCUGCAUUAUACAACUGGAAUCUGUUCUGAUGUCAGCCCUACAUUUCAAGUUGUGAACUCCUUUGCACCUGUGCAAGAAUGCAGCACUCAGCUGGACAUAGUCAUUGUCCUAGACGGCUCCAACAGCAUCUACCCCUGGGAGAGUGUGACCGCUUUCUUAAAUGACCUUCUUAAGAGGAUGGAUAUUGGCCCCAAACAGACGCAGGUUGGAAUUGUGCAGUAUGGAGAAAAUGUAACUCAUGAGUUCAACCUCAAUAAGUACUCAUCAACAGAAGAGGUACUUGUUGCAGCAAACAAAAUAGGCCGGAGAGGUGGCCUCCAAACGAUGACAGCCCUUGGGAUUGACACAGCCAGGAAAGAGGCUUUCACUGAAGCUCGGGGUGCCAGGAGGGGCGUUAAAAAGGUCAUGGUCAUAGUGACUGAUGGAGAAUCACAUGACAACUACCGACUAAAGCAGGUCAUCCAGGACUGUGAGGAUGAGAACAUUCAGCGAUUUUCCAUAGCUAUCCUUGGCCACUAUAACCGAGGGAAUUUAAGCACUGAGAAAUUCGUGGAGGAAAUAAAAUCUAUCGCAAGCGAGCCCACUGAAAAGCACUUCUUCAAUGUCUCAGAUGAGUUGGCCCUGGUCACCAUUGUCAAAGCUCUGGGGGAAAGGAUAUUUGCCUUGGAAGCUACAGCUGACCAGUCAGCAGCUUCAUUCGAGAUGGAAAUGUCUCAGACUGGCUUCAGCGCUCAUUAUUCACAGGACUGGGUCAUGCUUGGAGCAGUGGGAGCCUAUGACUGGAACGGAACGGUAGUCAUGCAGAAGGCUAACCAGAUUGUCAUCCCUCAGAACACCACCUUUCAAACUGAGCCCACCAAAAUGAACGAACCUCUUGCUUCUUAUUUAGGUUACACAGUGAACUCUGCCACGCUCCCUGGAGACGUGCUCUACAUCGCUGGACAGCCUCGGUACAAUCACACGGGCCAGGUCGUCAUCUACAAGAUGGAGGAUGGGAACGUCAAAAUUCUCCAGACACUCAGGGGAGAGCAGAUCGGCUCCUACUUUGGUAGCGUCUUGACAACGAUUGACAUUGACAAAGAUUCUUAUACUGACCUGCUGCUCGUCGGGGCUCCCAUGUACAUGGGGACAGAGAAAGAGGAACAGGGCAAAGUGUAUGUCUACGCUGUGAACCAGACAAGGUUUGAAUAUCAAAUGAGCCUGGAACCAAUUAAGCAGACGUGCUGUUCAUCUCUGAAGGAUAAUUCAUGCACAAAAGAAAACAAGAACGAGCCCUGCGGGGCCCGGUUUGGAACAGCAAUUGCUGCUGUAAAAGACCUCAAUGUGGAUGGGUUUAAUGACGUGGUGAUCGGAGCUCCACUGGAGGACGACCACGCAGGAGCUGUGUACAUCUAUCACGGCAGUGACAAGACCAUAAGGAAGGACUAUGCACAACGUAUUCCAUCAGGUGGGGAUGGCAAGACACUGAAAUUUUUUGGCCAGUCUAUCCAUGGAGAGAUGGAUUUAAAUGGUGAUGGUUUGACUGAUGUGACCAUCGGAGGCCUUGGUGGAGCUGCCCUCUUCUGGGCCAGGGAUGUGGCUGUAGUUAAAGUGACCAUGAGUUUUGAACCCAACAAAGUGAAUAUUCAAAAGAAAAACUGCCGCAUGGAGGGAAAAGAAACAGUAUGCAUAAACGCUACAAUAUGUUUUUAUGCGAAAUUAAAGUCUAAAGAAGACUCGGAUUACGAAGCUGAUUUGCAGUACCGCGUCACCCUCGACUCCCUAAGACAGAUAUCCCGGAGUUUUUUCUCUGGAACUCAGGAAAGAAAGAUUCAAAGAAACAUCACGGUUCGGGAAUCAGAAUGCACUAGGCACUCCUUCUACAUGUUGGAUAAGCAUGACUUCCAGGACUCCGUGAGAGUGACUUUGGAUUUUAAUCUUACCGACCCAGAAAACGGACCCGUGCUGGAUGAUGCUCUGCCAAACUCAGUCCACGAACACAUUCCCUUUGCGAAAGACUGUGGAAACAAGGAAAAAUGCAUCUCAGACCUCAGCCUGGACGUGUCCACCACAGAAGCCAGCCUGCUGAUUGUCAGGUCCCAGAAUGACAAGUUCAAUCUCAGUCUCACAGUGAGGAACAAAAGAGACAGUGCCUACAACACCAGGACAAUAGUGCGGCAUUCCCCGAAUCUGAUUUUUUCAGGAAUUGAGGGGAUCCAAAAGGAUAGUUGUGAGUCCAAUCGAAAUAUCACAUGCAGAGUGGGCUAUCCUUUCCUGAGGACAGGAGAAACGGUAACCUUCAAAAUAAUAUUCCAGUUUAAUACAUCACAUCUCACCGAAAAUGCUGUCAUUCAUUUAAGUGCAACAAGUGACAGCGAAGAACCACCCGAAUCUCUUUAUGAUAAUGAAGUAAAUAUUUCCAUCCCAGUAAAAUAUGAAGUCGGACUACAGUUUCACAGUUCUGCGAGUGAACACCACAUCUCGAUUGCGGCCAAUGAGACGCUCCCUGAGCUUAUUAAUUCCACUGCUGACAUUGGAAAUGAAAUUAAUGUCUUCUACAUGAUCAGAAAAAGGGGCCAUUUCCCAAUGCCAGAACUUCAGCUGUCAAUCUCAUUCCCCAACCUGACAUCAGAUGGUUAUCCUGUACUAUACCCAACUGGAUGGUCGUCUUCAGAUAAUGUGAACUGCAAACCCCGGAGCCUUGAGGAUCCUUUUGGUAUCAACUCUGGGAAAAAAAUGGCAAUAUCAAAGUCCGAAGAUCUCAAAAGAGGCACAAUCCAGGAUUGCAGCACCUGUAAGCUGGCCACCAUCACGUGCCAUCUCAUCCCUUCUGACGUGAGUCAAGUGAACGUAUCAUUCAUCCUGUGGAAACCAACGUUCAUAAAAACACAUUUCUCCAGCUUCAAUCUCACUGUAAAGGGAGAACUUCAGAGUCAAAACACAUCGCUGGUUUUAAGCAGCAGCAGCCAGAAGCGAGAGCUGGCUAUUCAAAUAUCCAAAGAUGGACUCCCGGGCCAAGUGCCUCUGUGGGUCAUCCUCCUGAGCGCCUUCGCUGGACUACUGCUCUUGAUGCUGCUGAUACUAGCACUGUGGAAGAUUGGAUUCUUCAAAAGGCCGCUAAAGAAGAAAAUGGAGAAAUGAAAUAUUUUACAGGAGAAAAAAAGAGGACAGUAACGAUUUAUUCAAUGAUCUAUUCUCAGGUUUGCCUCAAUCAUGUGAGAAGAAAUUCAGAAAUAUAACCAAAGACAUGGUCACACGACUAUAUGUCAUUCAUCAUCCAGCUGCUGGGAUUACUCCCUUGGGAAAGUGACAGAUCAAGUAUGAUCCAAAAAGGGUACCCAAAGAUAUGUUUUAGAAAGUGAUGAGAAAUACUUUUAAUAAUUGCUCAUUUUUGUUGAGUAAGUGAAAUGACAAAGGGUUUUAAAGAAGAAUCCUCAGUCUACGUAUGUUUAUGUGUUUAGAUGCCACGCGGAGCAUUCAAGGGAUGCAUGAAAAUAGCUUUGUGUUCACCGAAACAGUGACUCUAGGCAUGAUGUAAACUAAGGUCUCCUCUUGAUGACACCUUCAGAGUGGCACUCGGCAUUUGUAAAUGCCAGCAAAGGCAUGGAGUUGGGAAGAUCGCCCAGUUCUAAUGAGAAAAACUGCCCAGCAGAGCCCAUAUCCAAUAUGGACUGAAAAUAGAAUGAAACCACAGAGCCGACGUUCAGUGACUUCUUGAGUUCUGUAGUUGGAAAUAGUGUUUUCCAAUGUGCUUAGAGUACAGUACAAUUGAGUUUAAAUUCUAUGUCGAAUAGAGAGUCAUUUAAAAACAAGUGCACUGAGUCUAUUCAUUUAAACUUUUACAAAAAGUAAAAGUGCUUAAUUUAUAUUGAGCUCUAGAACACAAACCUCUUUUAUAAGAAAAAAAAAGCAGUCACUUAAAACAAGUUGUGUAGCAUAACAGUGAUUAGUUAUGAAACCAUAACUAAUGUAUGUGUGAUGCCCAGAGGCUUAAUAAACCAUAAGAACAUAGAUAGAAAACCCAAAAAGACUAAAAUCACCUUUGCUGAGCAGUUGUUUAAUGCUGGGGCUUCCAGAUGUUACAUUACACUAAAGUAGGAGACUCCUCAAUGCUUUGGUAUAAGGUUCUUUUAAAACCCCAAGAUAGGAGUGUUUAUUUUUGAAUUUUCUAAAUAUGUUACAUGUUACUAUUGAAAAAGCAGUCUCCUGAGCUAGUUUUAGAUUUACUAAGAACACACUGAUUUCGAGCAAGGCAUCUCAGAAUUUAAAAAGAAACCAAGAAAUGUAAUUUAAAGAAUCUAUACUUUGAAAACUUAACCCAACAGAAAGAUACAACUGUAUGUACUUCUGUGUUACUGAAAUAAUCCCUACGGGCCUUGAACUCUGCUGUAAUUAAGUCCCAGAUGCUCCAUUUCUAAGAUAAAUAACAAUGAAUGAAUGUAUAGUAUCUUCAUGUGUAAACUACUGCUGUAACUGCUGAUCCUACCGCCCCAAAGCCAUUUCUCUCCUUGAUUGAAUACCAUAAGAACCAGAACCUGUCAAUACUCCAAAAGACCUAGACUCUGCUCUCCUCAAAACACAAAAAGCCAACAGAGAAAUUAAGUGUUUUGGGUUGGAUUAUUAAAAAAGUAUUUCUGAGGAAUUAUCUUAGGGCCAGGUUCAGCUUACCUUUCAGCUUUCCAGUCCUAUGUAUAAGAUCCUAAGGCAUAGGGGAUGGACAUGAGGUUGCCACGGUCAUCCUUGGCUGGAAGAAAGGUGGACAGGAAAUGAGAAGAAAGAAGGUGUGUUUUCCAUUCUCACUGUCUCUCGCCUGCUGCAGAAGUAAUGGCUUCCUCCUGCUCUUCUUCCCCCAUCAGAACUCAGGUGUUUCUUGCUCAGUUAACAUGGUGCCCAACUCCAGCACACUCCCGCUCAGCAGCCCUACUCCUAACUCCAUGUCUUUGGAAAUAAAAUUCAAUCGAUACAUUUAGAUUCAUAUUUGACACCAGGGACUGAACUUUGUACACUGAGCUCUACGUGUACAUAUUUAAACUACAAAUGUUGCUAAGCCAAAAGGACAAAACAGAAAUGAGGUCAUUUUGAACUUUUAAGGAGAGUAACAGCAGUCUGGCCAGAUAAAAAGGUGCCAAAACCAUUUGACGACCAGUUUUUAAAGUACGUUAUUCCUGGUUAGUAGUAAAUAUUUAAGGAACCAGAUAUCUCUUCUCUACUAUCAUAACUGAGUCUGUGUGUGUGUGUAAUCAUUUGCAUACACAUACAUAUACCAUUUAAACACAGAGCAACUGAAGAAUAACAAAUGACAAAACUUACUAAGAUAGGAAAAAAAUAAGCACACAAAAGCAAGACCAA
Messenger RNA from Microtus ochrogaster (prairie vole), 6151 nucleotides. It is a transcript of the gene Itga1, whose product is annotated as integrin subunit alpha 1. Gene Ontology annotation, biological process: cell adhesion mediated by integrin; integrin-mediated signaling pathway; cell-cell adhesion. NCBI's taxonomy places the organism in Eukaryota, Metazoa, Chordata, Mammalia, Rodentia, Cricetidae. The record is from RefSeq and is a predicted model, not a curated record. Gene Ontology annotation, molecular function: integrin binding. Gene Ontology annotation, cellular component: integrin complex; external side of plasma membrane.